Ctenocephalides felis (cat flea) is the source of this 582-nucleotide messenger RNA. Its product is annotated as guanine nucleotide-binding protein subunit beta-5-like. Gene Ontology annotation, cellular component: heterotrimeric G-protein complex; cytoplasm. Gene Ontology annotation, molecular function: protein binding; signaling receptor complex adaptor activity. The record is from RefSeq and is a predicted model, not a curated record. Gene Ontology annotation, biological process: G protein-coupled receptor signaling pathway; G protein-coupled dopamine receptor signaling pathway. NCBI's taxonomy places the organism in Eukaryota, Metazoa, Arthropoda, Insecta, Siphonaptera, Pulicidae.
AUGAUAAUUAAGUGCAGGGAAAACAUUAUUUUAACUGGUUCGGGUGAUUCAACUUGUGCAUUAUGGGAUGUUGAAUCUGGUCAGUUGUUACAAAACUUUCAUGGCCAUGGUGGUGAUGUGAUGUCAAUUGAUUUAGCUCCAAGUGAAAUUGGUAAUACGUUUGUCAGUGGGAGCUGUGACAAAAUGGUAUUUAUAUGGGACAUGCGUACAGGGCAAGUUGUUCAAAAUUUUGAAGGUCAUCAGAGUGAUGUAAAUAGCGUCAAAUUUCACCCAAGUGGUGAUGCAGUUGCUACUGGUUCAGAUGAUAGCACAUGUCGACUUUUUGAUAUGCGAGCUGAUAAAGAGGUUGCAGUUUAUUCAAAAAAUAGUAUAAUUGGAGCAAAUUCUGUAGAUUUUUCAGUCAGUGGACGAUUAUUAUUUGCUGGAUACAAUGAUUAUACAGUGAAUGUAUGGGACACUUUGAAAUGCCAGCGAGUCUGUUUACUUUUUGGUCAUGAAAAUCGUGUUCAUGUCUCCAAGUUCCCAGAUGGUACAGCACUUUCUACUGGAAGUUGGGAUUACACUUUAAGAGUCUGGGCAUAA